Molecule: messenger RNA, 693 nt
Organism: Trichoderma gamsii
Lineage: Eukaryota; Fungi; Ascomycota; Sordariomycetes; Hypocreales; Hypocreaceae
Exons: 1
Coding region: 1-693 (230 amino acids)
Source: RefSeq, a predicted model, not a curated record
AUGCUCUUCACAACCACCAUCGCAAGCUGCCUUCUCGCAGCCUCCGUCUCAGCCACAAGCCUCCAAUGGCACUGGCUCAACAACCCCGGCGUCCAGCCCGUCUCCCCCAUUGGCCACUCCAUCACCAUCCAAGUGCCCCCCGACACCGACGUCUGGCGCCCAGCCACGCACAAGAACAACUUCACAGCGCCCUACCUCUACACCACCAUCGCCACCGCGCGCUUCUCCAGCGUCCAAGUCACCGUCACCGCACCCUGGAAGACGCUCUACGACCAGGGCGGCAUCGUGCUUGCCUUUCCCAACCGCGAAAACCCCAACGCCACGCGCUUCAUCAAAGCCGGCAUCGAGUUCAACGACGGGGCUCCCGCGCUGGGCGUCGUGGCAACGGAUAUUCUGUCCGACUGGAGUCUGAGCCCCAUCACGGAGAAGCAGACGACGACGAACGCGGAGGCUACUAUCUUGGUGGAGAGGCAGGAUACGGAUGCGUGGGUGUAUGUGCUUGAGAAUGGGGGACAGACGAGGCGGGCGCUGAGACAGGUGACUUGGGCGUUUAACGAGGAUGAUGAUCAGGGACUGGCGAAGGAGGUUGAGGUUGGCAUUUACGGCGCGAAGCCGACGGAGGAGUCGGGCGCGGGACAUGCGCGGGAUAAGAUUGCUGUGACAUUUUCGGAGUUUGCUCUCAAUCUUGUGUAA